This is a messenger RNA of Penicillium riverlandense, 1086 nucleotides long. RefSeq lists its product as uncharacterized. The coding region runs from base 1 to 1086 and encodes 361 amino acids. The transcript has a single exon. NCBI's taxonomy places the organism in Eukaryota, Fungi, Ascomycota, Eurotiomycetes, Eurotiales, Aspergillaceae. The record is from RefSeq and is a predicted model, not a curated record.
AUGGCAUCCCAACCACUUCCCCCCGACGGGAUUCUGGGAGCCAACUACAACGAAGGAUUGAAACUGGUCGAUGGCGACCAUGACGAGCUCCGCGCCGUCGGCGCCAAGUGGAUCCGCGGCUUCCUGGACAUGCAUCAGAUGGACGUGCCGCACCCAGAGCAAAGACCAAAUAUCAAAGCGGUAUUCCGAGCCAUCGACGCCGGAUUCAAAUUCAUCAUCAGCCUUAAGUGGAACUACCAAGAGCGCGACUUCCCCGUUCCUGGCAGUGCCGAGCAUGUCGCGGAGCUGCAGCUCCUCGAGCGCAUGCUCGCGCUAGUCAUGCCCCGAGUGGACGUGAUGGUGAUCGGGAACGAGCCCUGGAUCGAGGCAAAGCCGGGCCAGCAGAACGAACGACUAAAUGCUUUCUACGAGAGCAUGGCCGACGCGGUGAUCGAUUUCCGCGAGAGAAAUCACCUCCCCACGCGCUUGUACAUGGGCGCCUUGAACAGGCUCGACCUGCCCGCCAAGCGGACACCCGCCAUCGAGCGCUUCCUGCGCUACAUCGCCUCCAAACCGCAGCUCGAUGGUGUCGAUGUCCACCUGCACAUCGCCAAUCUGCCCGCUCACCGCUCAAUGCUGGACUACGUGCUUCCUCGGCUCCGGGCGGAUCAGACCUUCAUCGCGACCGAGUUCUCGCUAAUCUGGCACUGGAAAGCGCAUCUGGGCGACGCGGCUUCGAACUACUUUUGUUCAAAGUAUGGAUUCCCGGCGGGUACGAAGGUGCACGAGGUUAUCAACGCCGCAUUCCAGAACCCGUUCCCCUAUAAGCAGUGGGAGGAAUUCCUUACCAAUGAACCUUGGUAUAUCCAGCGCAGACACUUCAUUACCAAUGCUAUGAAGAUGUAUCGCGAGACGGGUCGGAUGGCUAUUGCGACCUAUUGCUGGAGUCCCGCCCGGCAUAGGACUAAACCCCUGCUGACCACGGAUAACCCGUGGUUCAUGAGUGCUGUGUACUGCACAUCGCCUGUGCAGUUGAAGUCGGAUGGGACGAGAUAUGGGAAUUUCCCGUGGUGGGAGGAAUUCCGGCGGGCUGCGAAUUACCUCUAG